Messenger RNA from Dentiscutata heterogama, 128 nucleotides. The record is from the annotation of a GenBank genome assembly. Lineage: Eukaryota; Fungi; Glomeromycota; Glomeromycetes; Diversisporales; Gigasporaceae.
UCAGGCCACACAACUCGCACCUGAAUUCUACAACAAACUAAUCACUGAAAUAAGAGAGAAGAUUUGGAUACCUACCCAAACACCAACCACCUCCCAAAUACAAAUAACCAAUACAUAUAUAACCGCUG